AAUGUGAAAAUCCAAUUUUCGGCUGAGUGAAAAAUAAAAGUGUGGCCACUAAAACCUGCAGAGAAGAAACAUAAAUCAAGCAAUGUUUACAGAGCUGUGAGAGGAAUGAUAGCUUUAUUUGUUUGAUAUUGCUUUUGAUUAAUUCACAUUUAUUUAUUUUUUUGCACCGAAGUCACAUAAAGAGUAAAAAUGGGGAGAAGGUCAAUCAACACCACAAAAAGUGGGAAAUUCAUGAAUCCUACUGACCAAGCCAGAAAAGAGGCCAGAAAAAAGGAAUUGAAAAAGAAUAAGAAACAGCGAAUGAUGGUGCGAACAGCUGUAUUAAAAGGAAAAGAUCCUCUGAAAUUAUUGCAAGAAAUGGAAGUCAUUGAUCUUAUGGAAUUUAACCCUAUUGAUGCACCUAAACUUAGCGAAAAAGUCCUCAAAGAUAAGAGGAAAAAACUCAAGGAAACUUUUCAAAGGGUUUUAAAACUUUAUGAAAAAGAAAAUCCAGAAUUGGCAAAAGAUUUACAGAAACAAGAGGUUGAAUAUGACAGAAAAAGAGAAAAACUUCAAGUAUAUUAUGAGCAAGUAAAGAAUGCGGAGAGAGUAAAAUUAGACCAGAUUCCUUUACCAGCAUUGCCACAGCACGACACAACUACAUCAAUGAUACCCUUACCAGGGGAUAUACCAUUACCAAUGAGCCAAGAUAAACCUCAUGGAAUACUGAAGAAAACCACAUAUGAGAAAAGUCUAUCAAAUUUUGACUUGGAAGCAGCGAGGCGACGCCCACCACCAGGCCCGCCCCCUGGCCCACCUCCUAUCUUGAGUGACAGUGAAGAUGAAGAAGAAUAUGACCCUGCUAAAGGCAUUGAAGAAAAUAUUGGUACAGUUGAUGUAGAUGUAGAACAUCCACAUGACGUUACAGAACAUCCCAUGGAAACAGAUCAUUCUUCAGCAGGAAGUAAACAGAAGAAGAUCCGAUUUAUAGACGAUGACUCGAGAAAUCCGGAGGAAGAGGAGAAGGACACCAGACUAAAAUACGCUCGACCAAAGGCAGCUGGAGUUACUCCCCUUCAGGCGAAGAUGUUAAAGUUAGCAGGCCAGCAGGCUCCAACCAAGGAGAAAAAAGAGAGAAGAAGAGAUAGUGACAAGUCAGACUCUGAUGAUGAAAAGACAGAAAAAUCACAGGAAGUUACAUCACGUUUGACUGAGGGCACCCCAGUAGAGGGGACAGACACACAGCAGGCUGGGAGAUUAGUUCCCCCUGGACCCCCACCUGGCGCACCCCCCGGUGUACCCCCCGGUGUACCUCCAGGUCCCCCUCCCGGUGUACCCCCAAUGAUGUUCAGACCUCCACCUUUGAGAAGUGGUCCCCCUGGGGCACCACCUAGAAUGUUGCCUCCUGGUCCCCCUCCUGGAAGGCCCCAGGGGCUGCCACCUGGACCCCCGCCAGGUUUACCUCCAAACUUACAGUUGCCAGGGCAAAGAAUGCCACCUGCUCCCCCAGGAGUUCCUCCUCCCAGGAUAAUGCGGCCUCCUUCCGGUCCCCCUGGAGUGUUACCCCCAGGGCUACCCCCACCUCCAGGGGUGGGGCCUAACCCUAAUGUCCUCAGUGCUCCUCCAAGCAUCAUGAAGCCUCCACGAAAGUCAGGGGAGGAAGAAAAGAAGAAUAUGGCCACCAUAGAGGCCAAACCACAGAUCAAGAACUUGAUGGGUGAUGUUACCAGAUUCAUGCCUACAGCUCUGAAGGUGAAGAGAGAAGGAAAGGAUUCCAAGGGCAGAAUAAGAACCCACACCAAAGAGGAGGAGAGGCGGCCAUUAAGUAUGUCCCAGAUGGCAGCACCAGCCGUUACGACAGCACCAACAAAAACGAAGGACGAUGCAUAUGAUCAGUUCAUGAAGGAAAUGUCUGAUUUACUGUGAUACAACCAAGGUCAAGAACAAGUUCCCUCCCUUGGCGGUGUUGGUAGUUUCGUCCAAACAGUAGUUAUGGCUGAUUCAUUAUGUCUGGAAGUUUGAAUUUGUUAGUAAUGGAGGACUUAACCCCAGAGACUACACCUAGAGGGAUAAACCCAGCUCUCUAAAAUGCCAUAUUUCAUUCGUCAUAUUUACUUUGGAACACAUUUUACAAAAUAAGGAAGUUCUGUAACUUUUAAUACGAGUAAUAACAAUACCACUACUUGUGGGAUACUGUGAACUUUCAUCAAUACACUUAUACAUUCUCAUUUUUUAAGAUUUGAAGAUCAUGUGUAAAUUUAAUGAGAUUUGUGUCAUGUCAUAUAAGGUUUUAAAUCUUUGAUUAAAAGAGUGUAUCGGUUU
This is a messenger RNA of Saccostrea cuccullata (small rock oyster), 2301 nucleotides long. RefSeq names its product WW domain-binding protein 11-like. Lineage: Eukaryota; Metazoa; Mollusca; Bivalvia; Ostreida; Ostreidae. Bases 190 to 1905 code for a protein of 571 amino acids. Gene Ontology annotation, cellular component: spliceosomal complex. The transcript is spliced from 15 exons. Gene Ontology annotation, biological process: RNA processing. The record is from RefSeq and is a predicted model, not a curated record.